Messenger RNA from Papilio polytes (common Mormon), 1193 nucleotides. Its product is annotated as aldo-keto reductase AKR2E4-like. The record is from RefSeq and is a predicted model, not a curated record. The coding region runs from base 27 to 1076 and encodes 349 amino acids. Gene Ontology annotation, molecular function: aldose reductase (NADPH) activity. Gene Ontology annotation, cellular component: cytosol. The transcript is spliced from 7 exons. NCBI's taxonomy places the organism in Eukaryota, Metazoa, Arthropoda, Insecta, Lepidoptera, Papilionidae.
UAGUUGUACGUAGAUUAUCUGGCAGCAUGGACGGCGCUCGGCUUGUGUACACAGCACUGUUUGCUUGUCUGAACUGCGCCCGGGUUCUAGCGACGUUGACAUUUACUUUGAACGAUGGCAACCAGAUUCCAGCCGUGGCAUUGGGUACUAGCUUGGGUCAUCUUUCUGACGGAACCCGUGUGCUACCAGUGAAUCAUUCCUUGGCUCGCGCGGUACAGUGGGCACUGGAGGCGGGUUAUAGACAUAUUGACACUGCCACGCUGUACCGAGUCGAAGAUGAAGUCGGCUUGGGACUACACAACUAUCUGAAAGAGACACAUACCAACAGAGAAGACAUUUACAUUACUACUAAACUAUGGAACGACGCUCAUGAAAAUAAUGAAGUGACUCCUGCGUUAAUUGCUUCACUUGUGCAGUUGCAACUGAACUACGUCGAUUUGUACCUCAUGCAUUAUCCAAUGGCUUACAAGAAAGACGGAAGUAUAAGUUUAACUGAUUAUUUGGAGACUUGGAAAGGAAUGGAAAAUGCUUAUAAUUUAAACCUUACUAAGUCAAUUGGAGUAUCCAAUUUCAACAUAAGCCAGAUGCAACGACUUUGGGAUCAUAGUGUUAUAAAGCCAGCUGUUUUGCAAAUAGAGGUGAAUCCAACUAUAACACAAGACGAGCUGGUUGAUUGGUGUGACGAACACGGCGUUAUAGUGAUGGCGUACAGUCCUUUCGGUGGUAUCCUAGGUCGUAAGUCAGAUGCGCCUCCGCCUCGCACCGACCAUCCUAUACUGAAGAGAAUAGCUGCUAAAUACAAUAAGUCUGUGCCGCAAAUACUAUUAAGAUAUUUGUUGGACCGUAAAAUGGUCGCCAUUCCACGUUCUACAAAUAAGGAACGAAUAAAACAAAAUAUUGAUAUAUUGGAUUUCUCGCUCACGAAGGACGAAGUUAAAGAAUUAUCUACUUUUAAUAAGAAUUACAGACUGCGGACUCCUGCAAAGUGGUACUCACAUCCUCACUUCCCUUUUGAAAAGAAAAAUCUAACUGAGAAAGAAAUUCAGUACAUAAUAGAACAUAGCAUUGAAGACUAAAACAAUAGAUUAUAGCUAAAUGGUUUUAACUUAAAAGCGAUAAUUUCUUGUUACUUAAGUACAAGUAUACCUAAAUAAAUAUCACUUAAUUUGCAUACUAAUGUGUGUAAUAUAAAA